UUCCCAGGCAGCCUUGCAGAAAGGUUAGAAAUCCCAAGGACAGCAAGAGGCUGGAGGAGGCCUGUGGGCUGAGGAAGAGUCUCCCAGCAGCCCAUUCUCAGCCCUCCAAUGUUGCCCAGAGCUCCUGUUCCAGCCAGGAAUUCACCAAUCCGAGGGUAGGCAGCAACCAAGCCAGAGCUGAAGUUAGACCAGAAAGGGUCCGAUGUUAGAUGUCCCUCCUCUGCCGUAUUAAAACAAAAGACUGGUAGAAGCAGUCAGUGAUCAAACGCCUUUGCCCGUAAGAAGGAAAGGAAGCCGAGACUUGGUGGCGCUGGGGCACAAGGGCAUUGGCUUGCUUGGUAGAGUGGCCUGCAGCUGUCGUUCUCUGCUUUUAUUGCUCCAAGAACGUGUCCAGAGGGCCGUUGGGACCCUCUCCCCACUGAAGAUGGGUGUGGGCAUCCUGCUCGUGUCCCCCUCCUUGUGGCCAGUCCACACCCUGUGCCUGGUGUGGCCGUGCUUCCCUCCUCCUCGGCCCCUGCCGCGUGUCUCGAAAGCAAGGUGAUCAGGGAGGUUGAAGUCCAGGCACAUAGUUGCUGGAGCAGCUUUCCUCCUCCUCGUUCCUGCUGCUUGAUCUUGCUGCUGGGCAGGCCCAGGAUGCCGGGGUCCUGGGGGCUGCUGUCCUUCCUGCUCCUGCAGAUGCCGAUGGUUGGGCCUCCGUUUUAUGUCCAGGCUGUGUUUGUCAACCGAUGUGGGAGUUCAAAUGUGUGUAAUUUUGUGUGUGACUGCUGGGAUUGUUCAGAUGAAAACCAGUGUGGCUAUCAGAAGGCGUCGGCUCUGGGGGCUCCCUUCACCUGCAGCUUCGAAGGCACCACGUGUGGCUGGGAGGACAUCAGCAACUCAGCCUACCGGUGGGACCCAGCCCAAGCCAGCAUCUCCACAUGGGGGCUGGAGCCUCCUUUCGACCACACGCUGGGCACGGAUUUCGGCUGGUACAUGGCGGCUACAAAGCAGAGAGUAAAGCCUGCGGCCACGGCCCAGCUGCGGUCCCCCCUGUUGAGAGGAGCAGCUGCUGCCUGCGAGAUCCGAGCUUGGUAUCUCCUGUGGGGGUCAGGUCUUAACGAGACUCAGCAGCCGCUCCUGACCUUGGAGCUGAUCCAGGGAAGUCGCACCGUCUGCCUAUGGCAAAGCCCUCCAGGUGGCACCUACUCCUGGCAGGAGUUGGUGGCCUACACCGGUCACAUCCCGGGCAGUUUCCAGGUCACCUUCUCCUCCACCCAGGCCUUCUCCUCCGCAGCACAGCUGGCGCUGGACGAUGUGGAAUUCAGGAAUUGCGGCUUCCCACCUCCCCAGAUGUGUGGCUCAAAGGCCUUCCACUGCCAGCAGGGCAGCUGCAUCGCCACAGACCGGGUGUGUGACGGCACCGCAGAUUGCAGGGCUGGUGAGGAUGAAGACGAGGCUAAAUGUGCCACCUUCACAGUGUGUUCCUUUGAGGAUGACUGGUGCCAGUGGACGGUGGACCCCAACACGACUCUUCCCUGGCUAAGGAACUCGAGCCUCCACCUGGCCUCUCCGCCUGCCGGGCCCUCGCGGGAUCACAGCACUAACAGCCGGGAAGGCUACUUCGCGUAUGUCGAGACCCAGAAGCCGGAGCUGGACGAGGGAAGAGCUUGGCUGAGCAGCCCAAUGCUGGCCCCGGAUGCCAACCAGUCCUGCUACCUGGUCCUCUACCUCCACCUGCAUGGCUCAAACAGCAACAGCCUUAACAUCUACAGCCAGACGGCGGAAGCUUUGCAGCUCGUCUGGAGCCGCACGGGAGACCUGGGCAAUUACUGGUUCCGGGAGAAAGUGGAUUUCGUAGACACAAAGACGUUCAAGAUUGUCAUCGAGGGCAGGAUUGGAAGUGGGCAGGAAGGGAGCAUCGCUCUAGACGACCUUCAUCUGUCUCCUGGCUGCAGGACGGUGCGGGACACCCAGUUCCCGACUCCUCCCGUGCUGGAGCACUCCGGCCCUUGCCCCAAGGGGCAGUUCACCUGUGACCAGGGUAAGCGAUGCCUCCACCUCCAGAUGCUCUGUAACUUCAAGGCUGAGUGUGACGACGCCUCUGAUGAGCAGCAGUGUGGAGGGACCGAUUUUGCCAAGGGCUCCGGUGGCUGGAUGGACAUCAGCGUGGGCCACCUGCGAUGGACCACCAGCAGGCUCAUCUCAGUGGGGCCGGCUUUCAGACUGCAGGAGGGCCCUGGGCAGAUGUUCUCCAUGGCACGGGCUGCUACUCCGGUGUUGGGCCCUUCGGGUUUAGGCUGUGUGCUGCAGAUGGACUUCACCACUGGUCCAGAAGGCUUCCUCGCCCUUGCCAUUGCCGAUGGGAGCCUGGGCACCCGCUGGUGGGCUUGGUUUGCCCGGAGCAAUGGGACCACUUCCUGGGCAACGGCCACAGUGUCUCUGGGCGCACGGAAGAGGCCCUUCCAGCUUGAGCUGCUUGCCAGGGCUGAUCUUGAUGGCCCCUGGGGGGCCCUGCCACUUGCCGUCAGCAAUAUCUCCUUUGUGAACUGCAGCCCCGAAGCCCCAGCGCCAGCCCCCCAGGCAGGGCUGUCCUGCAAUUUUGAGAUCGGCUGGUGCAGCUGGUAUGUGGAGCAGAACGAUGGCUUUGAAUGGAGGCUGAGCAAAAGUCGAAGAGGGGCCGUGGACCACACCACAGGCACAGGCUCUUUCCUGUUUGUGGAUCCUGGUGGAGCCUGGAACCCAGGCUGGCGCGCCCGGCUCAUUUCUGCUCCCCAGGUGGCGGCUGCUUCUGCUGCUGCUGCUGUCGAGGCCUCCUGCCUUUCCUUCUGGUAUCGCAUGGAUGGCCCCCAGAUUGGGACCCUGGCCCUGAAAGUGAAGGCAGCUGGAGAAUCAGAGCAGGUGCUUUGGACCAGGAGGGGGAGCCACGGGGCUGUUUGGCAUCAAGCAUCCUCCACCAUUUCCCCCAAGCCUGGUCAGGAUUACCAGGUGAUCUUUGAGGCUCUUCGGGACGGCUUCCUGGGGAGCAUAGCUUUGGAUGACCUCACGGUGACCCCCGGGGCCUGCCCAGCCCAGAGGCACUGCUCCUUCGAGGCCGGCGAAUGCGGCUUCUCGGUCCCCAAGCAGCAGGCGUGGCAGCGGCAGAAUGGCGCCAGAGGCUGGGGCCCUCCCGUGGAUCACACCAUGGGCGAGCCGAGAGGGCAUUACAUGAUCCUGCAGACUGGUGCAGACAAUCUCCCUUUGGGGCAGGUGACCAUCCUGCGCUCUCGCGCCUUCCCUUCUCUGCUCCGCACCCACUGUGUCUCCUUUUGGUACUACCAAAGCGGCAGUGAGCCAGGAUCCUUGACUGCUUAUGCGAAGGAGGAAGAGGAGAAGGGAGAGGGAGCAGAGACAGGGAUGCUCAGCCCGGAUCUGACACAGGGGGCAGCCUGGCGGUACGGCAGCUUUGUGGCAAAGGUCCACGGGAGAUGGCAGGUGGCCUUCGCAGUGACGGGCGCUGGUGGAGAGCCGGCCUCUUACAUCGCCCUCGAUGACAUCUUUGUGAAGGAAGGUGGCUGCUCUGAACCAGCCUCUUGUGACUUUGAGUCAGGCCCCUGUGGCUGGAGCAAGCCUCACGGAGACUGGUACAGCUGGGACUGGAAGGAAGCAGCCACCACGUUGCGCUCCCCAUCUCCCAAGGAAGACCACACCCUCGGCACCAAUGCAGGUCACUAUGCCUACGUUGACCUGGCAGUGCUGAGCUUGGGAAAGAGCACUGCACGCCUGGCGAGCGAGCCUCUGGCAUCCACUACGGGCUCCUGCCUGCGGUUCCACUACCACAUGGACUUCCUUGGCCACAGCUCUCCUGCAGAGCUCACAGUGAGGCUGACUGGGGCGCAGGGGGAAAGGGUGAUCUGGAGCGCCAGAGGCCAUCAGAGCUGGACUUGGAUGAACCGAACGCUCCUGGUGACCAGCCCCGUGGAGUUCCAGAUUGUCCUGGAGGCCAGCAGCGGAGCCUGGGCGAGCUCAGGGGUGAUUGCGCUGGACGAUCUCCACUACGCAGCUGGGCCGGACUGUGCCUCUCCCCAGGCAGACCAAACGGAAGAGAGCAGCAGCCCUCUCCCAGUAUCGACCAUUGCUAUAGUGGCUGGCGUGGUGAACCCCGUCCUCUUGCUGCUGAUCGCAACCGCCUGUUGCCUGUGGAAGAGGAGAGGCAGUCAGGAAAGGAUGGUGGAGGAGGACGGCAACGGGCAGGGUUUUGACAACAUUGCCUUUCGAGAUGACAGGAUCAUCCUGCCCCAGAUGGCUCCUGACCCAGCAACGUCCUAGGCCGGCCCCUGCCUUCCCUGUCUCGUCUUGCAUUGGCCUCUGUUGCUUUGGAGAGGCAACUGGAGCGACUCCAAUAAAGGGGGCAUCCUUGAGA
Messenger RNA from Pantherophis guttatus, 4378 nucleotides. It is a transcript of the gene MAMDC4, whose product is annotated as MAM domain containing 4. Gene Ontology annotation, cellular component: membrane. The record is from RefSeq and is a predicted model, not a curated record. NCBI's taxonomy places the organism in Eukaryota, Metazoa, Chordata, Lepidosauria, Squamata, Colubridae. Gene Ontology annotation, molecular function: protein binding.